UCUGGAACAAAGCUGUUUUUAUAACACUGAUUUUGUCUUGCAGGCUACAUUUUAAAUAGGGACAAAGACACUUGGAGUCAGGAUCUUGAUUUUCUGCAGGAGCGUCUCCAUCCUCUUUUCCAGUGUCCAGAUAUGAGUCCAUCUCCCACCGUCCCUACAUCAGUUGAAUAUGUAAAAGCUGCAGAUGUUAAAGUCAUCGCUGCUCUCGGAGACUCUCUGACUACGGCCAUCGGCGCCAAUGGAUCCACAAUUUUCUCAAUACCUUUUGAGUUUCGUCAAGUGUCCUGGAGCAUCGGAGGAUAUGGGACUUUCCAGAACGUCAUAACGCUGGCAAAUAUUUUUAAGCUUUUUAAUCCCAGUAUUCUGGGUCCGUCCCCAGUGAAGACGCUUCACGGCUCCGUGACAACCAUCAACGAGACCGGCUUCAACUUCGCCGUCACUGGACACAACACGCUGAACGUCACCGACCAGAUUAGAUUCAUGAUCGACACAUUCAAGUCUUAUCCUGGUCUGAACUUCCACGAAGACUGGAAAGUGGUGUCGAUACUGAUCGGAAUGAACGACAUCUGUGAUUACUGCAAAGACAAGACACUUUUCUCUCCUGACAGUUUCAUCAGACACAUGACAGAAGCUCUGGACAUGAUGAUGAACGAGAUUCCUCGGACCAUCGUGAACGUGGUUCAGAUCCUAACGAUGAAACCUCUGAGAGACGUUCAGAGACCCACUCUGGGCUGUCAGCUUCAGAAGAGUUUCUGCUCGUGUCUGGUUCAACCUGAUGAAAACUCCCCUGAACUGAAGGAGCUGGUGGAAAUUAACCAGGAAUUUCAGAGGAGACUCCAGAAGCUCCUGAACAGCAGUCGUUUCUUCAAGAAGGACUUCGCUGUGGUUCUGCAGCCGUAUUUAGAACAGGCAGAACCAGCCAGAUUUCCUAACGGGACGAUCGACCUGAGCUUUUUCACGGCCGAUUGUUUCCACUUCAGAGUUAAAGGACAUGAGGAGCUGGCGAAGGGACUGUGGAACAACAUGUUUCAGCCUGAGGGAAGGAAGGAGUUGGUGACGACAUUCUCAGAUCCAGUAAAACUUAUCUGUCCCUCGCAGGAACACCCUUACAUCUACACCAGACCUGGACUUCCAUCUUCUGCACCAGAGCUCACACAGUUCUCCAUGUGGACCCUCCUGCUGAUGUCUCUGCUCUGGUUUAAUUAAUUCUCUGUAGUUCAUUAGAACAUGGCGCUAAAUGUCUGAGUUGAGGGUUUGAUUCCCAUUUGAUCCUCAAAAAGCACUUGUCUGGAGAACAGGUGCACUUCUGGUGAAACAUGUCCACUUUCAGAUUGUAUCAGGAAGCAGAUAUAAGGAUAAAACUAACGUACCGUGUUGAUAAUGUACUGUAUUUUUGCACAUCUAAUAGUAUGAU
Sphaeramia orbicularis (orbiculate cardinalfish) is the source of this 1414-nucleotide messenger RNA. RefSeq names its product phospholipase B1, membrane-associated. Gene Ontology annotation, cellular component: brush border membrane. The transcript has 15 exons. Lineage: Eukaryota; Metazoa; Chordata; Actinopteri; Kurtiformes; Apogonidae. Gene Ontology annotation, biological process: phospholipid metabolic process. Bases 133 to 1206 code for a protein of 357 amino acids. Gene Ontology annotation, molecular function: A2-type glycerophospholipase activity; retinyl-palmitate esterase activity; phosphatidylcholine lysophospholipase A1 activity. The record is from RefSeq and is a predicted model, not a curated record.